GUGUGAUUUUAUUUUCUUUCAAUAGAGAGGUGUGUGAUUUGAUCUGAGGUGUUAGCUGAGUUUGUUGUUGGAAGGAAAGGAAAGAUGUCGUCACUGGGAACUUCGAAGGGGAUUCUAGAGAUCGCCAAGUUUGGGGUUUACGUUACUGUACCCAUCGUUCUUAUGUACGUUUAUGCUAGCAACACCGACAACACCCUCCACAAGUUCAUCGGAAAAAAGUCUUACAUUGAAUAUCCCAAAGAUACACAAAAGCCACCACCACCAGAGGAACUUCGAGAGAUGGCGAGGGAGAUAGCUCGCAAAAGGAACAACCCCUAAUGCUCUAUGUGGGUUGGUUGUGCUUUAGUGGUUAUGUACCAGUAUCUGUAACACUUUAAACGUGCCACUGUUAUGUAUAAUGUUUAAUGACUUCCAAAACUAUUUUAAAUAAAAGGUUUUUCUUUCCUUA
Messenger RNA from Vicia villosa (hairy vetch), 448 nucleotides. RefSeq lists its product as uncharacterized. Gene Ontology annotation, biological process: mitochondrial respiratory chain complex IV assembly. Gene Ontology annotation, cellular component: mitochondrion. NCBI's taxonomy places the organism in Eukaryota, Viridiplantae, Streptophyta, Magnoliopsida, Fabales, Fabaceae. The record is from RefSeq and is a predicted model, not a curated record. The transcript has 2 exons. Bases 85 to 318 code for a protein of 77 amino acids.